GAGAGCUCCGCGGGCUCCGAGCCCCCGGCCCCGGGCACCGCCCCCCGCCGCCGCCGCCGCGGGAAGAUGGCGAGCCGCAGCCUGCGCCUGCUGCUCCUGCUCUGCCUGGGGCUCCUGAGCUAUCCUGAUGUGUCUGGAAUCUCCAUUGAAACAGAUAACAAAAAUGUAAAAGCAGAGGAGUUUAAAGAGGCUAUUCUUAGUUGCAAACAUAAAUUUUCGAAAGGGAUGAGUUUAAGAAUAGAGUGGAAGAAAAUCCAAUCUCAAGGAGUCUCAUUUGUCUACUACAACAGUGAAUUUACAGGUGAUCUCCGAGGCCGAGCAGAGAUGCUGAACACAGGAAUCCGAAUUAGGAACGUAACUAGAAGGGAUUCUGGGACCUACCGCUGUGAAAUCAGUGCCAAGAGUGAAGAGGGACAACGCCUGGGAGAGGCUACUAUUACUCUCACAGUAUUGGUUGCUCCGACUACUCCAGUGUGUGAGGUACCCAGCUCCGCAAUGACAGGAACGGUCGUGCAGAUGAGUUGUAAGGAAACUGAGGGCUCCCCUCCAUCUGAGUACCAGUGGUACAAGAAUGGUGUUGCCUUGCUGGAGAAGACAGGAACAGGCAGUGCCAGAGCAGCAAACAUAACUUACACCAUGAAUAAAAAGUCUGGCACUCUGCUGUUUAAUACAGUUACAAAGAAUGACACUGGAGAGUAUUUUUGUGAAGCCUCCAAUGGGAUUGGAUUAUCUCAGAAAUGCUCAGUGAAGCGAAUGCAAGUUGAUGACCUUAAUGUAAGUGGUAUCAUUGUGGCUGUAGUAAUUGUGGCUCUGGUGAUGGUGCUGUGUGGCCUUGGAGUAUUCUAUGCCCAAAAAAAGGGCUACUUUGCAAAGGAAAGUUCUUCCCAAAAGAAGACAAACUAUCAAUCUACAAGUGAAAAGGAUUUCAAGCAUACCAAGUCCUUUGUUAUUUAGAAGAUUUCAGCCUCUGUGAGGGACAUCAAAUUACUACUUGUUAUACAAAAGUAUCAAUGUCCUGGUUUCAGCUGGGAUAAUUUUCUUCAUAGUAGCUGUGUUUUGGAUUUAAUAUCAGAAUAAAGUUGAUAACACACUGAUGUUUUAGUUGCUGCUGAGUAGUGCUUACUCCAAGUCAAGGAGCCCUCAGAUUCCCAUGGUCUUCCAGUGAGGAGGUGCAAAAGAAGCAGGGAGAGGGCACAGCUGGGACAGCUGAUCUGAGUUGUCCAAAAGGAUAUGCAGAAUCACAGAAUCAUCGAACUAGCUGAGUU
Molecule: messenger RNA, 1265 nt
Organism: Melozone crissalis (California towhee)
Lineage: Eukaryota; Metazoa; Chordata; Aves; Passeriformes; Passerellidae
Gene: JAM2
Product: junctional adhesion molecule 2
Exons: 10
Coding region: 67-954 (295 amino acids)
Biological process (GO): leukocyte tethering or rolling
Cellular component (GO): tight junction; protein complex involved in cell adhesion; cell surface
Source: RefSeq, a predicted model, not a curated record